Salarias fasciatus (jewelled blenny) is the source of this 1883-nucleotide messenger RNA. RefSeq names its product kelch-like family member 23 (gene klhl23). The record is from RefSeq and is a predicted model, not a curated record. The transcript has 4 exons. The coding region runs from base 18 to 1706 and encodes 562 amino acids. NCBI's taxonomy places the organism in Eukaryota, Metazoa, Chordata, Actinopteri, Blenniiformes, Blenniidae. Gene Ontology annotation, molecular function: protein binding.
CACGCUAAAGAGAUAGGAUGUCACAUAAACAAGCAGAAAUUUACACAUAUGACUUCUGUGAUGGAGAGCAUCCCGAAAGGCUCCUGGAUGCUCUCAGGCAUUUCUACAUCAGUGGUCUGUUCACAGACGUCACUCUGCAGUGUGGCGAGUCCGGCCAGGAGUUCCACUGUCACAAGGCACUGCUGUCGGCCUGCAGCUCCUACUUCAAAGUCAUGUUCACCACGGACAUGAGGGAGAGGUCGGACAGCGUCAUCAAGCUGACCGGGAUCGACUGUGACGUCCUGGGCACCCUGGUGGAGUACGUCUACACCGCCCAGGUGUGCAUGACCAAGAGCAACGUGCAGAGCCUGCUGGAGGCUGCCGGUCUUCUGCAGUUCCUCUCUGUGAAGCAGGCCUGCGAAGAGUUUCUCAUCCGCUUCCUGGAUGUGGAUAACUGCCUGGGGAUGCACGCUUUUGCCCAGCUGCACGUCUGUCCCGAGCUGGAGAAGGAGGCCCGCCGGGUGAUGCUGAGCCGGUUCCCGGAGCUCGUUCGGCAGGAGGAGUUCCUGGAGCUGGACCAGGAGAAGGUGAGAUCGGUCCUGGCCGCUCAGAGCCUCGCUGUGCAGAAGGAGGAUGAGCUGAUAGACGCUGUAGCCAGAUGGGCGACCCACGAUCUGACCAGUCGAGCUCGCCUUGUUUCAGACGUGAUGCAGUCCAUCCAUGUGGAGCUGGAUGUGAUUUACUUCAAAGCUUCAUUAGAGGGACAGAGAAAAUACUUGAUGAACAAUCACGAGAAGCUCAAAUCUAUUAUCGUUCAGGCUCUGGGGUCAAAUAGCAAAAUGAGCCCUUCAAAUGGGAAAAUGUCCUCGAGCAUGUACGUCAUUGGAGGAUACUACUGGCACCCUCUUUGUGAAGUUCACAUCUGGGAUCCAGUCAGCAGUACAUGGCUGCAAGGAAAAGACAUGCCGGACAAUGCCAGAGAGAGCUACAGCGUCAGCUCACUGGGAGCAAAUAUCUACGUGACUGGAGGCUACAAGACGAACACGGUGGAGGCCCUGGACACGGUUUGGAUUUAUAACUGUGACUAUGAUGACUGGAUGGAGGGCUGCCCCAUGAUGACAGCCAGGUACUACCACUGCUCAGUGGCGCUGCACGGCUGCAUUUACGCCAUUGGAGGCUACAGAGGAGGGGCCCCGGAGCAGGAAGCUGAAUAUUAUGAUCCUCUGAAAAAGAAGUGGUUCCCAGUUGCCAAAAUGAUCCAAGGUGUGGGAAAUGCCACUGCCUGUGUCCUGAGAGAUGAGAUCUUUGUGACUGGCGGACACUACGGGUACAGAGGAACCUGCACCUAUGAAAAAAUCCAGGUGUACCGAGCAGAUGUCAACGAGUGGAGCAUUAUUACAACAAGUCCCCAUCCAGAGUACGGCCUGGCCUCAGUUUCUCUGAACAACAAGCUGUAUUUGGUGGGUGGACAGACGACCAUCACGGACUGCUACGACACUGAGAGAGACGAGUGGAGACCGAUAUCAGUGAUGAAAGAGAGGAGGAUGGAGUGUGGAGCUGUGGUAAUAAAUGGUUGCAUUUAUGUGACGGGGGGAUACUCCUACUCAAAAGGGACUUAUCUGGAAAGCAUUGAGAAAUACGACCCCGAUCUGGACUCAUGGGAGAUCGUCGGCACCCUUCCCAGCCCGACCAGGUCACACGGAUGCGUUUGCGUUCACAGUGUUUAGUGACAAACUCUAAUUAUGACCACUUCUUCACAGCUGUUUCGUGCCAUGUUUGUGUGCUGUCCCACAAGACAUCCAGGUGGAUCCAUUCCUUCAUGCAGCUAUUUGCCAAACUCCACGGUGACACCUAAGUGUUUCUUUUAGAACUCAGGGGGCUUUUGAGUAGCUUAUUUGUUAACU